Patiria miniata (bat star) is the source of this 2651-nucleotide messenger RNA. Its product is annotated as ficolin-2-like. The record is from RefSeq and is a predicted model, not a curated record. The coding region runs from base 73 to 1143 and encodes 356 amino acids. Lineage: Eukaryota; Metazoa; Echinodermata; Asteroidea; Valvatida; Asterinidae. The transcript has a single exon.
UUUCCUAUCGAAGCAGUACCACAUUCCCUCACCACCGAUCAUCGGUAUCAUUCAAGUUAUCUACGGUUGCAGAUGGAGAAAAUGGCGAAACAACAUUUUGUUUCGGAGUCAUUUUACAUAGUAUCCUUGGUGAUCCAGGGAACUAUCUUGAUUGUCUCUGGAUUGGGAACUUCACCUUAUAGAGACGAACAUACAUUUUACGCUGCAGAAAAUCGCGCACUACAAGGGUUAGCAUAUGCAACCAAAACUCUGCGUUCUCGCGUCAUCUGUGCACGGGAAUGCAGCAUGGAUGAACGUUGCAAGUCGCUUAACUUUAACGACUGCAAUAAAAUGUGCGAGUUGAACCUUGCCACAAGACGAGAUCAUCCCGAAGACUUCAAUGCAACUCAAGAAAGUGUGUACUUUGAUGCAGAUGAGAACACACCUCUCUACUCACUGGCUGAUAGCUCCUUCGAUCGCUACAGAAGUUGCAAGAUGCUCUUAGAUGCCGGUCAUCGUUCAAGCGGUAUCUACCCAAUCUACCCAGAGGGAUUCGGUGAUGGCGGUCUUCGUGUCUACUGUGACAUGGAAACUGACGGCGGAGGAUGGAUCGUGUUUCAAAGGCGACAAGAUGGCAGCGUGAACUUCUACCGUAACUGGGCCGAGUACCAGUCUGGCUUUGGCGAUAUGUCCGGUGAGUUCUGGUUGGGCAACGACAACUUGGUGACUCUGACAUCUGAUGAUUCACUAGGAACAUGGGAGCUACGCGUUGAUUUAGGGGACUGGGAGGGCAACACGACAUGGGCAAAGUACUCAGAUUUCCAAAUAUCCCCGGGUGAGUACAAUCUGACUAUUGGCCAGUACGAUGCCAGCAGCACUGCCGGUGACUCUCUUGCGUAUAGCAAUGGACGUCCCUUCUCAACAAAAGAUAAUGACAACGAUGCAAGGGAGUCAGAUAAUUGUGCACAAUCCCGCCAUGGAGCCUGGUGGUUUUAUAGUUGUUCGCACUCCAACUUGAAUGGUGAAUAUUACCCAGAUGAGCAUGCAGCCGCUGAUGAAAAGGGCGUGCAUUGGCGCCACUGGAAAGGCCAUUCCUAUUCUCUGAAAACCUGCCAGAUGAAACUCCGUGCUAUAUGCCUCAAUGAGUACUUGUUUGCGAACUGACAUUAAGUUGGUUAUUGUAAACUCAAAAUUGAAUAUUGACACGCCCACUGUGGAGGGCGUGGCAAAUUUCCAAAGCGACGGAGCCUACCGGAGUAUGGAUGUUAAAUCCUUUCCCGGCCUUAAAUAAUAGAUGAAAACCAAAUGGAAAAUACAUCGAAUGAAACGACGGGCUAAUGUUUAAUCGGGAAAUAUUUUUUUGGUCAAGUUUACAAUUAUUUGCGUCAUGACAACAAUUUAUUUGGUAGACUGGUUUCCACCUCUAUCAGAACCAGUGUACUUGCAGAGCAGAGCUGCUAGAGAGAAAACAGGUUUAUUUGGGUUUUUGGGGGACGCCUACAAAAGCGGAAAAAAGUAGGUGAAUUGAAAUAAUCCGCCGCAUAUCUAUAUUCAAUACUUUUGUUAUAAGUGGCAGCCAAAACAACGCAUUAUUUAACACUGUCCCGAGCUCACAAAAAGGAUAAAAGCUAAAUUUCAAAAUGUUUUAAGUCUUGAUGGAGAAACGAAUAUUGUAUAAAUGAACCAUUACAUCAAUGAAAUCUAGUUCAACAAAUAUAUUUUGACCAAAUUGUUUUUAGAGUGUUGUACAAUUUGGUUUUGUCGUUUCGCUCGAAAUUGUUAUGUAAAUAAAAAUGAAAUGAUAAGUACGAUUGUCAAAAAAAUCCGAAAAAACAAAAAAAAAAAAAACAAAAAAACAGUUGAUAUCCCAUUUAGUUAAUCUAUAGCUGAACAUACCGCUUGAUGUAACGUGUGCAUUACUACCAGUGUUUGAUAACUUAAAUUCAAAUUACCUGAAUGAUAACUGCUCGUAUGGAGUAUAAGGCUACAGGGUAAAAAAAAUAAUAAUAAUAAUAAUUUGGUUGGAUCUAAAGGUGGUUAUUUGCCUUCUUGCCUGUACAUUGCAUAAUGUAAAUAAUGACAUAUGACGCUGAAUAACCUGAGUUGAUAAGGACCAAUCAUUGUUGAUUCUUAUCACUCAGUUUACUGUUUGCUAUUUUGCUUGUAAAUUGCAUAAUUAAAUAAUGACACGAGGAUGAAUAACCUGAGUUGAUAAGGACCAAUCAUUAUUGAUUCUUAUCACUCAGUUUGCUGUUUGCUAUUUUGCUUGUAAAUUGCAUAAUUAAAUAAUGACACGAGGAUGAAUAACCUGAGUUAAUAAGGACCAAUCAUUAUUGAUUCUUAUCACUCAGUUUACUAUUUGCUAUUUUGCUUGUAAAUUGCAUAAUUAAAUAAUGACACGAGGAUGAAUAACCUGAGUUGAUAAGGACCGAACCAUUAUUGAUUCUUAUUACUCAGUUUGCUGUUUGCUAUUUCGCUUGUAAAUUGCAUAAUUAAAUAAUGACACGAGGAUGAAUAACCUGAGUUGAUAAGGACCAAUCAUUAUUGAUUCUUAUCACUCAGUUUGCUGUUUGCUAUUUUGCUUGUAAAAUUAUUGCAUAAUUAAAUAAUGACACGAGGAUGAAUAACCUGAGUUGAUAAGAACCAAACCAUUAGGCCCCCCAAAAAAGUCU